This is a messenger RNA of Nicotiana tabacum (common tobacco), 2082 nucleotides long. RefSeq lists its product as uncharacterized. The record is from RefSeq and is a predicted model, not a curated record. Lineage: Eukaryota; Viridiplantae; Streptophyta; Magnoliopsida; Solanales; Solanaceae.
AUGGGGAAAGAUGAAGACAUUCAUCAAGGUGGAGGCAAUGUAUUUUCAAGUUUAGGAUUUAAGAGUUGGCAAAAAAAGAAGAGAUUCGGUAUUCAUGUUGGUAAGUCGAGCAGUAUUCAUAAUCAUGCAAAAAGGAAAUGUAAAGAUCUCUUAAAACAAAAACAGUCAAUUCAAACUUCAUUUGAUAGGCAAUCCAGUCAAACCAAGCUCGAAUACAAAAUUCGCUUGAAGGCUUCAAUUGAGGUUGUUAGAAAUUUGGAUAUUACUGCUAUGGAUGGUCCGAUACUGAAUAAACGAGUAUCUCCUGUGAGACUCCUAUUGACUCAAGGGUUGGAAUUUCGUGGACAUCGUGAAGAUGAAUUAUCAUUAAACAAGGGUAACUUUCUUGAGAUUCUUUCAUGGUAUGCAGAGAGGUGCGAUAAAAUUUGUGAUCUUGUGUUGAAAAAGGCUCCAAAGAAUGAUCAGUUGACCUCUCAUAAAAUUCAAAAAGACAUUAUCAUUGCAUGUAAAAUUGAAACAGUUAAAGCAAUUAUGGACGAUCUAAAUGGAGACUUUUUUGCAUUGCUAGUUGAUGAAUCAUGUGAUGUAUUACGCAAAGAGCAAUUACCUAUUGUCUUGCGAUAUGUUAAUAGAUGUGGAUCUAUGGUGGAGCAUUUUAUUGCGAUCGUUCAUGUUCGUAAUACUAGUACUUUAUGUUUAAAGGAAGUAAUUGUUGAUUACCUUGCUCAACAUUCUUUGAGUUUAUCUUAUGUGCAUGGGCAGUGCUAUGAUGGAGCAAGCAACAUGCAAGGGGAUUUACGUGGCCUCAAAACUUUGAUUCAACAAGAAAGUAAAUCUUCUUAUUUCAUUCAUUGUUUUGCACACCAACUUCAAUUGACUCUUGUUGCGGUAUCCAAAAAGUGUCUUGAAAUGGGAGAACUUGUAUUGUUGGUUUCUAAUGUAUUAAAUAUAGUGGGAGGUUCUUUUAAAUGUAUGGAUGAUCUUCGAGAAUCUCAAGCAGAAAAAGUUCAAGAGGCAUUAGACAUGGGUGAACUUGAAACUGAUAAGGGUUUGAAUCAAGAACUUGGUCUUGCCAGAGCUGCCGAUACUCGUUGGGGUUCGCACUACAAAUCUUUUAAGAACUUUAUUUCUAUGUUUGGCUCAAUUAUUAAUGUUCUUGAUACUAUCGUUGUUGAUGCCCGAGCUUUAGAAGAAAGAGCUAAGGCAAAGGGAUAUCUUAACACUUGUCAAACAUUUGAGGUUGCUUUCAUGUUGCACCUAAUGAGAGACGUUUUGGGGAUCACAAAUGAGCUUAAUACAUCCUUACAAAAAAAGGAGCAAGAUAUUGCAAAUGCUAUUCUACUUGUUGAAGUGGCAAAGAAACGGUUGCAAAAGCUAAGAGAAGAAGAAUGUGAUUCACUUAUUGAUAAGGUUUCUGCAUUUUGUGUCAAGUAUAAUAUUUUGAUACCAAACUUUGAUGACUUCUAUGUUAACUCCGGAAGAUCUCGACGUAAAGUUGCUAAUUAUACUAUUUUACAUCACUAUCGUGUUGGUAUAUUUUUUAAGAUUAUUGAUUGGCAAGUUCAAGAACUCAAUGCUCGUUUUAAUGAGGUGACAAUGAACUUGCUUGUUGGAGUAGCUUGCUUAAAUCCAGUUGAUUCAUUUUCUAAUUUUGACAUAAACAAGAUAUUGAUAAUGGCUGAAUUGUAUCCUGAUGAUUUUGAUGAGAAUAUAAUGGUUACACUCAAGAAUCAACUUGAAACUUAUAUUGUUGAUGUUCGUGAUGUUGAUGAAAGGUUCUCAAAUCUACAAGGACUUGUUGAUCUUUCUGAAACACUAGUUAAGACAAAGAAGCAUUUGAAUUAUCCAUUUGUGUUUCGCCUUGUGAAAUUUGCUUUGCUUCUACCAGUUGCCACUGCUACAGUUGAAAGAACUUUCUCGGCGAUCAAGUUGAUCAAGAGUGAAUUGCGAAACCGAAUGAAUGACGAAUUCAUGAGCGGUUGUUUGGUACCUUAUGUAGAAAGAAAAAUAUUUAACACCAUUUCUGAUGAGACUAUUAUGAAUACGUUUCAGGAAAUGAAAACUCGUAGAGGACAGUUGUAA